Molecule: messenger RNA, 870 nt
Organism: Tilletiaria anomala UBC 951
Lineage: Eukaryota; Fungi; Basidiomycota; Exobasidiomycetes; Georgefischeriales; Tilletiariaceae
Product: VAMP/synaptobrevin-like protein
Exons: 4
Coding region: 108-755 (215 amino acids)
Biological process (GO): vesicle-mediated transport
Cellular component (GO): membrane
Source: RefSeq, a predicted model, not a curated record
UACAGAAUGCAAGUUGCUGUUGCCGCUGGCAAAAUAAACGCUAAGAACCGCCAUAGGCUCGCUGUUCUUGGCUCAGUGGCUCGCAGGUCCCAGUGCAUCUUGCAAGAAUGACAAUCGUCCUCGCCCUUGUGGCCAGCGGGUCCACCAUCCUCGCAGAGACCCAUCAGAAGGACCAGGUUCGCUUCCUUACGGCAGCCGAAACGAUCCUCUCCCGCAUCCCUCCAAAUGAAUCACGGCUCUCGUACGCGAUACCCAACGAACAAUGGAUGUUCCACUUCAUCUCGCAGGACGGGCUCGUCUUUCUCAACGUCUCGGACGCUGAAUCAGGACGCAGAAUUCCCUUUGCAGCGCUGACGGAGAUGCAAAACGAGUUCACAGCACGCUAUGAUGCAACUGAAGCAGCUGCAAAUCCGUCCACCGCUUCGGAAUCCUACGGCGAGUUCUCCGGCUACCUCUCCAAUCUGCUGACGACAUACAACAACGUAUCCAACGCGGACCCGGUAAAAACAGCACAAGCAGAGCUCAAGGGUGUUAAGGAUAUCAUGCAAGCGAACAUAGAGCAGGUUCUUAACCGCGGAGAACGACUCGAGCUGCUCGUCGAUCGGACCGAUCAGGCGGCCAAUCAAAGCUUGCAAUUCCGCCGGCGAGCAGUGGGGCUGCGAAGACAGAUGUGGUGGAAAAACAUCAAGGUCUUGGGAAUGGCGGGAUUUUGUGUGUUGGUACUCCUGCUUCUUAUUUUUACCUCAAUCCACUGAAGCCCGACCCCACACUGGCUUAAACCAUGUAUUUCCCCAUCUGUUCGAUCCAUACCCGUACGCGAUGCAUCACAUUUUUUGACUUCGAAACGAAGCAAGCCCCAGCUGUAGAAAA